AUGGCUUCGAUCAAGCAAAAGUCCGCGACCCAAGUCCAAGACUUCGCCGUCCUCCCUCUUGCCACUCCAGCAACUCAAUCCUACCCCUCCAACACCACCCACUACCUCUACCUCCGCCCAAAUGCCCCCCGAGCACCAACAGAAGACACCCCGCGCGAACUCUUCCUCGUCAACGUCCCCGUCGACACAACAGAGACGCAUCUGCGCUCCCUCUUCGCGGACCAGCUAGGCGGGGCGCGAGUAGAAGACGUCGAAUUCGAGCAUGCGAGGCUGGGCAAGGGCAUCAAAGCACCCGUUGUGCAAACGAUUGGCAAGAAGGGCAGGAAGCGGAAGCGGGAUUCCGAGGGUGCGGUGGUGGAGUCCAAUGGGGAGGAGGUUGGGCUUUUGCCGGAGGUUUGGGAGAGGGAACUCCAUCCUAGCGGCGCUACGGCUGUGGUAAGAUUUGUGGAUCGCGCGAGUGCGAGUUUGGCGUUGAAGGAGGCGAGGAGGGUUGCGAGGGCUGGUCGUCGUGUUCCGUGGGGUACUGAGGCGGUCGAAGCGAGAGUACCAGCGCUGGGAUCGGAGAGGUACUUGUCGCAUCAUCGAUUGCGCUUCCCGGAUGUCGCGGCUCUGCGUGGGAGUGUGGAUGCGUUCAUGGCUGCUUUCUCGGCACAGGAAGCGGAGCGGGCACGUGCCUUCGCGCGGCAGAGAUCUGCACCUGAUGAAGACGGUUUCGUCACGGUUACAAGAGGCGGAAGGAAAGGACCUGCAAGAGAGGCAGAGACGAAGGCGAAGGAGGAGGAGUUGAAGAAGCGGGAGAAGAGCCGGAUCAAGGAAGACUUUUAUCGCUUUCAGGUUCGCGAGAAGAAGAAGGAGAAUGCGAGGGAUUUGGUUAGGGGAUUUGAGGAGGAUCGCAGGCGGGUGGAGGAGAUGAGGAAGAGGAAGGGGCGUGUGCGGCCGGAGGGUUGA
This is a messenger RNA of Neohortaea acidophila, 948 nucleotides long. Its product is annotated as ribosomal RNA-processing protein 7-domain-containing protein. Gene Ontology annotation, cellular component: CURI complex; UTP-C complex. Bases 1 to 948 code for a protein of 315 amino acids. The transcript has a single exon. NCBI's taxonomy places the organism in Eukaryota, Fungi, Ascomycota, Dothideomycetes, Mycosphaerellales, Teratosphaeriaceae. Gene Ontology annotation, biological process: ribosomal small subunit assembly; rRNA processing. The record is from RefSeq and is a predicted model, not a curated record.